AUCCAAUCGAAUUGUAUUAUCUGACUAUUUACAAAUUCUAAAAAUAUCUAUCGAUAAAAUUACAACUUAAUACACAUCUAAUCUUGUUUUUAAAUUCGGUUAUAAAACCGAACAUAUUUAUUCCUCUUAUUUUCUUGUGAAAAAACAUAACUUUACGGAGUAAUGGCUUCGUUGAAGAGUGUUAUUUUCAGCCGGUGUUGUAUUCCUCGUGGAGCAGUUCAUGUUCAUGGAGGGUGAGGAUCGUUAUGAAUUUCAAGGGUUUAGGAUACGACCUGAAGCCGAUAUCCCUGGCAGACGACGAGCAACAUGACGAAGAAUUUCUCAAGAUUAAUCCUCUAGGGUUUGUCCCAGCUUUAAAACUGCACGAUCGCGUUUUGAUCGAUUCUUACAAUAUUAUGAUAUAUUUGGAAGAAAAUCGUUUUGGAUAUAAAUUAAUUCCAGAAGAUAAUGACGAAAAAAUAAAAGUUCGGGAAAUCGUUCUAUUGAUCGUGUGUAGUAUUCAGCCCAUUCAAAAUACUGGGGUGCUGAAAAAGUUGGACGAUUAUGAGGAAUGGCCCAAGUUUUGGAUUGCGAAAGGAUUUAAAGCUUUGGAAGCGAUUCUUUCGAAAACCGCUGGGAAAUAUUGCGUUGGCGAUAAAAUAACUAUGGCUGAUGUUUGUUUGGUACCUCAAGUUUUUAAUGCUAGGAAAUAUAAAGUCGAAGUGGAGGAUUAUCCUCUAAUUGUUCGAAUCGAUAAAGAAUUGGAGAAUCAUCCUUGUUUCUCAAGUACACAUCCUUAUAAACAACCAGAUUAUCCUGGAAAUAAAACUAAUUGAGUAAUAUGAUGCGAUGUUCAGAAUGUUAUUCAAUUGAAAAAUAUUACAAUAAAUAUAUAAUGUGUCAUCUAUAA
This is a messenger RNA of Onthophagus taurus, 889 nucleotides long. RefSeq names its product putative maleylacetoacetate isomerase 2. Gene Ontology annotation, cellular component: cytoplasm; mitochondrion. Gene Ontology annotation, molecular function: maleylacetoacetate isomerase activity; glutathione transferase activity. Gene Ontology annotation, biological process: L-phenylalanine catabolic process; glutathione metabolic process. NCBI's taxonomy places the organism in Eukaryota, Metazoa, Arthropoda, Insecta, Coleoptera, Scarabaeidae. The record is from RefSeq and is a predicted model, not a curated record.